UCCCUCCCUUCCACCAGGACCACUUUGCAAAUUCUUUUCAACGGUCCCUUCAUAUUUUUCCUCCUCUUUGACCAGCUACCACCAGUAUCCUCUUGUUAGUUCUAUGGCCAGUGUUGCCGUCGCUACUCCCCCUUUGUCAGAUCCUUUCCCCCUAGUAUCCGAGUCUGCGUCUGCAGAAAAUAUUACUGGCUUCUAUGCCGUCGAACGUGAUCCCAAUUCUUGGGCAGGGGCCAUGCCCGCUAACCAGGGUCUGUACUCCAACGAGAACGAGAAAGAUUCCUGUGGUGUAGGUUUCCUCUGCCAUAUCAAGGGGCAGCCCAGUCACAAGAUCGUCUCUGAUGCUCGACAUCUACUCUGUGCGAUGACUCAUAGAGGUGCUACCGGUGCUGACAGCAGAGACGGAGAUGGAGCUGGUGUGAUGACUGCCAUUCCGCACGAGUUCUUCAAAAGAGAGGCUGAAAGAGACAUUGGCUGCCUUCUUCCUGAGCCCGGCGAGUAUGCAGUCGGCAACGUUUUCUUCAAGGCCAACGACCCCGUCCUUCUCCAAACUCAACAGGCCACAUUUGCCAAGAUUGCCAAUGACCUCGGUUUGCGAGUCCUGGGCUGGCGAGAAGUCCCUACUGAUGGAACGAUACUCGGCCCAGCAGCAAGUAGCAAAGAGCCGGCUAUCGUUCAGCCAUUUGUUGUUCUUCGAGCUCAUUAUGGUGAUGGUAGCGUCAGCCAAGGUGGGACUUUCGAUGCAAAAUAUUUUGAGCUUCAGCUCUAUGUUCUUCGCAAGCGCGCGACUCAUAGCAUUACGCUUGCAAAAGGUUUUUACGUUUGUUCGCUAUCGUCAAAAAACAUCGUAUACAAGGGUCAACUUACCCCGCCGCAAGUGUACAACUAUUACCACGAUCUCAACCAUGUCUUAUAUCGCGCCCACUUCACUCUGGUGCAUUCACGUUUCUCGACGAAUACGUUCCCCAGUUGGGACCGGGCACAGCCUAUGAGAUGGGCGGCUCACAAUGGUGAAAUCAAUACUGUUCGAGGAAACAAGAAUUGGAUGCGCGCUCGAGAAGGCGUGCUCCACUCCAAGAAUUUCGGCGAUCAACUCGAGCAGUUGUACCCCAUCAUAGAGACCGGCGGAUCCGACUCUGCUGCCUUUGACAACGUUCUUGAGCUUCUCGUAGUUAACGGUGUCGUCACUCUUCCUGAGGCCAUCAUGAUGUUGAUUCCCGAGGCCUGGCAAGGCAACGAGAACAUGGAACCAGGAAAGAGGGCAUUCUAUAACUGGGCGGCAUGUCUUCAGGAGCCAUGGGAUGGCCCUGCACUGUUCGCCUUCAGUGACGGCCGGUUCUGCGGUGCGAAUCUUGAUCGCAAUGGUCUUCGACCCUGCCGAUAUGUCGUCACCAGCGAUGACAUCAUGGUCUGCGCCUCUGAAGUCGGUGUUAUAUCUGUUCCUCCCGAGAAAGUCGUACAGAAGGGCCGCCUGAAGCCAGGUCGCAUGCUGCUUGUUGACACUAAGGAAGGAAGGAUUGUCGACGACAAGGAGCUUAAGAGAACCACUGCUUCCAAACAGAACUUUGCUUCUUGGGUUGAAGCCCACGUCCUUCACGUACCCAACAUCAUGAAGCGGGCCCGACGUAGUCAUGUUGUUCUUGAGCCUGUCCUCGACGACUCGCCUCUUAGCAGUGACCCGAGGCUAUUGGCGUUUGGUUUCACUGUCGAGCAGCUCAACCUGCUCAUGCUUCCUAUGCUUUCCGACGGAAAGGAAGCGUUAGGAUCAAUGGGUAAUGACGCUCCUUUAGCUGUGAUGGCCACCCAACCUCGUCUUAUCUAUGACUAUUUCCGUCAACUCUUCGCUCAAGUUACGAAUCCUCCCAUUGAUCCCAUCCGUGAAAACAUCGUCAUGUCUUUAGAAGCGUACGUAGGUCCGGAAGGCAACUUGCUAGAGAUGAAACCUGAACAAUGCCACCGUAUUAUGUUACCCUCGCCUCUCAUCUCCAUCGAGGAGAUGAACGCCAUGAAAAAUCUCAAAUCUGCCUACGGUACCUGGCCGUCCAGAACUAUCGACAUCACAUUCCCGAAGGAAGAGGGUCUUCCCGGCUAUCAGCUUGCUCUAGAGCGAGUCUGCAGUGAAUCCACCGAAGCUAUCGAUGAUGGUGUGAAGGUGAUUAUUCUCUCGGAUCGAGCGACAAGCUCUGGUCGCGUUCCCCUUUCAGCCCUGAUUGCCUGUGGAGGCGUUCAUCAUCAUCUCGUUCUUCAAAAGAAGCGUGCUAAGAUUGCCUUAAUGGUGGAAACUGGCGAAGCUCGUGAAGUUCACCACCUCUGUGUUCUGGUUGGUUAUGGUGCUGAUGCUAUUUGCCCAUGGUUGGUGAUGGAGACUAUACACAAAGUUGGGCGAGAGAAACUUAUCAAAGACGACAAAACGGUUGCUGAGCUUCUGGAUAACUACCGACACUCUGUCGAUAACGGUAUUCUGAAGGUUAUGUCAAAAAUGGGCAUCUCCACGCUGCAGUCCUACAAGGGUGCCCAGAUUUUCGAAAUCCUUGGUUUGCACAGUCAGGUCGUCGAACGAUGCUUCAUCGGGACCGCGAGCCGAGUCCAAGGGACGACCUUUGAUCUUCUCGCGAUGGAUGCUUUUGAGCUCCAUGAACGUGGCUGGCCAACUCGUGACACCAUCAUCCCACCUGGUAUGCCUGAAUCAGGUGAAUAUCAUUGGCGUGACGGAGGUGAAGCCCAUAUCAACGACCCCACGGGCAUCGCCAACCUUCAGGACGCGGUAAGGGAGAAAAAUCAAGGUGCUUACGAUGCGUACUCUCGGAAUGCCGAUGAACAGGUUAAGCGAGUUCAAUUACGUGGACUACUAGAUUUUAGAUACGAACACGCCACCGCUAUUCCUAUCGAACAGGUUGAGCCCUGGAAUGAAAUCGUUCGUCGAUUCGUCACCGGUGCCAUGUCAUAUGGGUCUAUCUCGAUGGAAGCACACUCUACUCUUGCCGUCGCUAUGAAUCGUCUCGGUGGAAAGUCCAACACUGGGGAAGGAGGUGAAGAUGCAGAACGGUCACUUAUUCUCAGCAACGGCGAUACCAUGCGCUCGGCCAUUAAACAAGUUGCGUCUGGAAGAUUCGGCGUUACAUCCAACUAUCUUGCCGACGCAGACGAGCUCCAGAUUAAGAUGGCGCAAGGUGCGAAGCCUGGGGAGGGUGGGGAACUACCAGGACACAAGGUUUCGGGAUCUAUUGCACGAACUCGUCAUUCCACCGCCGGUGUUGGCCUAAUAUCUCCUCCUCCACAUCAUGAUAUCUAUUCCAUUGAGGACUUGAAACAACUCAUCUAUGAUCUCAAGUGUUCGAAUCCUCGUGCCCGUGUUUCCGUGAAGCUGGUGUCAGAAGUCGGCGUUGGCAUUGUAGCAAGUGGUGUCGCGAAGGCGAAGGCAGACCACAUCCUUAUUUCUGGACAUGAUGGUGGCACCGGGGCAUCCCGAUGGACGGGGAUCAAAUAUGCAGGUUUACCGUGGGAACUGGGUCUGGCGGAGACACAUCAGACCUUGGUAUUGAAUGACCUUCGUGGCCGAGUUACUGUCCAAACCGAUGGCCAGAUCCGAACAGGCAGGGAUAUUGCCAUUGCUUGCUUGUUGGGUGCAGAAGAAUGGGGUUUCGCUACAACACCAUUAAUUGCGAUGGGUUGCAUCAUGAUGCGAAAAUGUCAUCUGAACACUUGUCCUGUGGGUAUUGCCACCCAAGAUCCUCAACUCCGUGCCAAGUUUGCUGGCCAGCCCGAACAAGUCAUCAACUUCUUCUACUAUCUUGCGGAAGAAUUGCGCGGUUACAUGGCUAAGCUCGGUUUCCGUACUAUCAACGAGAUGGUUGGACGAGCGGAUAUGCUCAAGGUCAAUGAGAAGAUGCGCACACCUAAGACUGCGCACCUAGACCUUUCUGCCCUCUUGAAACCAGCUUGGCAGAUGCGUCCCGGUGCAGCGACUUACCGUGUCCGCUCACAGGAUCACAAGCUGUAUAUCCGACUGGAUAACAAGUUCAUCGAUGAGUCCGAGCCGGCUCUCACCAAAGGCCUUCCCGUCCACAUUGAUUGCGAUGUCACUAAUACCGACCGUGCCCUGGGCACUUCACUGUCAUAUCGCGUAUCUAAGUCCUACGGCGAGGAAGGCCUUCCGAAAGAUACUAUUCAUGUACAAAUGCGCGGAUCCGCCGGCCAGGCAUGCGGUGCCUUCCUUGCGCCAGGUAUUACUAUCGAACUGGAAGGCGAUGCAAACGAUUACGUCGGCAAAGGUCUUUCUGGAGGUCGUCUGAUCGUAUAUCCGCCUAAGGCAUCCACAUUCAAGGCUGAAGAGAACGUCAUCAUUGGAAACGUUUGUUUGUAUGGCGCUACGUCCGGCGAAGCCUUUAUUCGUGGUGUCGCUGCCGAACGUUUCGCGGUCAGGAACUCUGGCGCCAAUGCCGUAGUUGAGGGCACUGGUGACCACGGGUGUGAGUAUAUGACCGGUGGACGAGUAGUUGUACUUGGCACAACUGGGCGCAACUUUGCGGCAGGAAUGAGCGGGGGUAUCGCCUAUGUCCUCGACACCGCUCACACGUUCGCCUCAAAAGUGAACAUGGAGAUGGUUGAACUCGGCAAAGUCACCGAUCCCCGUGAAAUCGCCGCUCUGCGCAGUCUCAUCGAAGAUCAUCGUCAUUAUACUGGGUCUGAGGUGGCUGACCGAGUGUUGCACGAUUUCCACCACCUUCUACCCUUGUUCGUCCGCGUGAUGCCGCUAGAUUACAAACGAGUGUUGGAGGAGCAAGCGGCACGUCAGAAGGAAGAAAAGAUGAGGCAAAGUGUUAUUGACCUCGUUCCUUCACGGACAGCCAGCCAAGUCGAUUUGGCUUCUGAAGGCCUGGAAGACAUUCUUCUGCCUAAGGGUCCUCUGUCGCAUUCUCUUCCAGUCACUCCCAAGUCUCGUCACGAGCCUUCCGUAGUCGACCUAGAGGACUCUGUCGUGGACGAUUCCUCAACGAAGCUGCGUCUGAAUAAGCUAGACAAAACUCGUGGCUUCAUGAAGUAUAAGCGCUUGGGGGAGGCCUACCGCCCUCCUCGUAAACGUGUCAAGGACUGGAAGGAGAUUUCUACUCGUUUGACCGAAAGCGAGCUCAAGUAUCAAUCCGCCCGCUGUAUGGAUUGUGGCGUACCCUUCUGUCAGUCCGACACCGGUUGUCCUAUCUCGAAUAUCAUUCCCAAGUGGAACGAUCUCGUCUUCAAAGGCCAAUGGAGGGAUGCACUCAAUCGACUCCUGAUGACCAACAACUUCCCAGAGUUCACUGGACGGGUGUGCCCUGCCCCCUGCGAAGGAGCAUGUGUUCUAGGAAUCAACGAGCAGCCUGUCGGCAUCAAGAGCAUUGAGUGCGCUAUCAUCGAUAAGGGUUUCGAGAUGGGCUGGAUGGCUCCGAAUCCUCCUUCCUUCCGAACUGGCAAGAGAGUCACCAUCAUAGGAUCAGGCCCCGCCGGAUUGGCUUGCGCCGAUCAGCUCAACAAAGCAGGUCAUCUAGUCACCGUCUAUGAUCGAAAUGAUCGCUUUGGAGGUUUGCUGAUGUACGGUAUUCCCAACAUGAAACUUGACAAGUCCAUUGUUCAGCGGCGUAUCGACCUCAUGACUGCUGAAGGCAUCACCUUUGUCGCGAAUGCGAAUAUUGGGUUUGACAUUGAUGUGAACACGCUUCGGGAGGAGAAUGAUGCUGUUGUUCUUUGUACAGGCGCCACAUGGCCUCGGGACUUGAAGAUUCCUAACCGCGAAGUGAAUGGUAUCCACUUCGCCAUGGAGUUCUUACAGCUCAACACGAAGUCUCUCCUUGACUCUGAGCUCGAGAAUGGUAACUACAUCAAUGCCAAAGGCAAGGACGUCAUCGUGAUUGGAGGUGGUGACACUGGAAACGAUUGUAUCGGAACGUCGAUGCGCCACGGCGCGAAGUCUGUCACGAAUUUUGAGUUACUGCCCAGGCCGCCGGUCUCUCGUGGGAGGGACAACCCAUGGCCGCAAUGGCCUCGGAUCUUCCGCUCUGACUACGGUCAUACCGAAGUUGCUGCCCACUUUGGAAAUGAUCCUCGCGAAUACUGUAUCUCCACUAAGGACUUUGUCGUUGAUGAAGAGGGUCAGCUCAAAGGUUUGAAUACCGUUCGCGUCGAAUGGACCAAAGAUAGUGGCGGAAGAUGGAAGAUGGAGGAAGUUCCUGGAUCUGAAAAAUUCUUCCCUGCACAAUUGGUCUUCCUGGCGCUCGGUUUUCUGGGUCCUCAGGCUGAAGUUAUCAAAGCUUUGGGGCUCAAACAGGACGCCCGUUCUAACAUCCAGACACCAUUCAAAAAAUAUUCGACCAACGUCGAGGGUGUCUUCGCUGCGGGUGAUUGCAGACGUGGACAGUCCUUGAUCGUUUGGGGUAUCAACGAGGGUCGUGGCGCUGCUGCCGAAGUCGACGGAUAUCUCAGUGCAGGGUCUACCCGCCUUCCAAGUGCGGGAGGUAUUAAGACACGGUUUUUCACACCGCCCCCCACCAACCUUGGAAAGUCUUUUGAAGUUUCUGUCAGCGCCUGAUAUUCGCACGAUGAAAUGACAUAUCCAAAAGGAUGCUAUAUAUUCUGGGGUGAACAUGUUGAAGAUUUGUAACGAUUGUACAACUAUCUUAAGUACCUUAUUUUUUCGG
Guyanagaster necrorhizus is the source of this 6668-nucleotide messenger RNA. RefSeq names its product NADPH-dependent glutamate synthase. Gene Ontology annotation, molecular function: iron ion binding; glutamate synthase (NADH) activity; oxidoreductase activity, acting on the CH-NH2 group of donors, NAD or NADP as acceptor. The record is from RefSeq and is a predicted model, not a curated record. NCBI's taxonomy places the organism in Eukaryota, Fungi, Basidiomycota, Agaricomycetes, Agaricales, Physalacriaceae. The coding region runs from base 104 to 6559 and encodes 2151 amino acids. The transcript has 15 exons.